AUGGUCCAGUACUCGGUCCCGACCAAUUAUACCUUCUCCCCGUCCUCGGCCACCCCUCACCUGACCAUCAAUCACGAUGUCGUCGCCGAUCUAGACUCAACCAAUGCAUUUGAGGGACCCGAGAAGCUUCUCGAGGUUUGGUUUGCGCCCAGCGCCGAUGCCCUGCCCAUCAAUGCCUCUCCCCUGGGCCUCAAGGCUGUUAAUAAGGAGACGUGGGAGUCCAUGCUUGACAUGGUCCACUGCAAGGUCCUCUCCGUCCUCGAGUCCGACACCGUCGACGCCUACCUUCUCUCCGAGUCGAGCAUGUUUGUGUUCCCCCACAAGCUGAUCCUCAAGACCUGCGGCACCACCACGCUUCUCCUCGGUCUCCAGCGCCUUCUCCAUAUUGCUGCCGUUCAUGCUGGCUUCCCCUUCAGCAAUGCCAGCUCCGUCGACAACAUCCGCGCCGCCGCCACCCCGUACCGCGUCUUUUACAGCCGCAAGAACUUCCUCUUCCCCGACAAGCAGCGCGGACCCCACCGCAGCUGGAAGCAGGAGGUCAAGUAUCUUGACGACAUGCUCAGCCACGGCAGCGCCUACAUGGUCGGCAAGAUGAACGGAGAUCAUUGGUACCUCUAUCUCACUCCCCCAAACCAGGAGCUCACCCCGCCAAUCACUCCUCAGUCGGAGACCCACGAAAUCCUGGAGACUGAUGGCGAUAUGGAGCUUGGAGUCGAGUCGAGCGGCGAUGAACAUGUCGACGAGACCUUGGAGAUCCUCAUGACCGAUCUCGAUCCUGAGAAUGCAAAGCAGUUCUUCCUUUCGCACGCGAGUGCGGUCGCUUGCGAUAGGAUGGCUGCGGAGAACAAGGCCCGCUGCUCGGCCACCAAUGGCGAUUCCUCGGAGCCGCUGGACGAAGUCGACGUCUUUAGCAACGGAAGCGACUCUGACCUGCACGACGGACUCAAGGGGCCGGAAAUUGACGAGUCCCUCACCACCGAGGGCCAUGCUCUGGGCACCGUCAUCUCCGACAACUGCGGACUGGCCAACGUCUACCCCACCUCGGUCUACCCCGACGCCCGCAUCGACGCCUACCUGUUCAGCCCCUGCGGCUUCUCUGCCAACGGCGUCGUGCCGGCCCCGCCCAACGCGGACGGCGAGAGCAAGGCCUGCCACUACUUUACCGUGCACGUCACCCCGGAGGACGGCUUCUCGUUCGCCUCGUUCGAGACCAACGUACCGGGCGGGCAGAAGGGUCGCGCGACGGCCGAGAUCAUCGAGCACGUGGUCGACAUCUUCAAGCCCGGCCGCUUCAGCGUCACGCUCUUUGAGGCCAAGGGCCGCCGCGCCAACCCCUACGGCGCCGGCGCGGACCAGAUUCGCGGCCUCGCGGGCAAGCGCCUCGCCGACCCGGUCCCCGGCUACAAGCGCGUCGAUCGCAUCGUGCACGACUUUGACGACUACAACCUCGUUUUCAGGUUCUUUGAGAAGGAUGGCUUCAACGGGCCCAAGGGCGCUCGUGUUGGAGAGGAUGAGUAA
Cordyceps fumosorosea ARSEF 2679 is the source of this 1518-nucleotide messenger RNA. Its product is annotated as S-adenosylmethionine decarboxylase proenzyme. Gene Ontology annotation, biological process: spermidine biosynthetic process; spermine biosynthetic process. The coding region runs from base 1 to 1518 and encodes 505 amino acids. The record is from RefSeq and is a predicted model, not a curated record. Gene Ontology annotation, molecular function: adenosylmethionine decarboxylase activity. Gene Ontology annotation, cellular component: cytosol. The transcript has a single exon. Lineage: Eukaryota; Fungi; Ascomycota; Sordariomycetes; Hypocreales; Cordycipitaceae.